ACCCAACACUACACUGGCCUCGAGGAAGUAGCCAGGGAAAGUGAUCUCUUAUUCCUUGGACUUUCUUACACCCUCGAGAAAGUAGCCAGGGAAAGUGACCUCCUAUCCUUCGGCUUCUCCUACACCCACAGGGAAAGAACCCAGGGGAAAGUGACUCCUGCUCCCCCGGCCAGAGGAAGUUACUUCAGAAAGUGCCUUGGAAAGUGAGUUCGACCGUUGGUAUGAUGGACUGUUGGGAAGUGCCUUAAGAAAGCGAGUCAGAAAGUGUGGGCAGAAAGUGAAAGUGUGACGUUGGACAAGGCACGUGAGGUCCCCAGCACCAUCAUGAAUCACUCACUCCGUCGUCUAUGAGUGGCCCUGGCCCUCUUCCCUGGACGACUAUGAAUCAUUUCUGAGAUCUUCUUGCAUCAUUAUGUACUGUGUAUAAGGUCUGUUGCACCGUGAAGCACCGCAUUCGAGGCUGUGUUGUGCUCCAGCUUGUUGUAGGAUUAACUCUGCAUUUCCUAUUCAACAAAGAGGGGACAACUGCAUCGUGUGAAUCAUGUAAGGGAUCCUAGUGUUUACCAUUAUAGGGGUGUCCCUGGACCUCAGUGAGUGACCCCCGUAAUUCCUCGACCCUAUACGAAUACCCUCAGAAGAGACCCACCGAGCACCCGGCAGGAGCGCCGGCUUUCUGUACCCUCCACCGAGCUCGACGAAGCACACGUGAAGCUUCUCCCUCAGCUGGACCUAACCCAUCCAAUAUAUUACAUCAGCGUUACCGUCCUAGAGCUUGUCACUAUCCAGCCUCGUAGUUCACGCCACAACACCGACCAGACGACAACAUGAACCAAGUGACUCCGAGUGUGACAACAACCUCUUAGGAUUCUGAUUUCCUCUAUACUAUACCUCUUGGGAUCCUCGUCUUUCUCCAAGGAUCCCUCCCCCCUCCGGCCCCAACGGCUGGCUUUUGUAGGAUCUCCACAAUCUUCUAAGAGUCCCACGAACGUCUGGGACCUCCUAUGAUCUCCACGACAUCAAGGACCUCCAAAGGACCCCAUGAUGGAUGCUCUGUUGCCCCAACUGGAAGAGUCGUGGGUGAGACAGACGGUGGGUGGUGGUGACGGUGGCAGUGAGACGGACUCUGGGUAUGACCCCCUCUCCCCCCUCCACCUAGGUGACCUGCCGCCCACGCCUCCGCCUCCAUCACGCCCACAGUACUCACCUGGUUCACCCCACGAUCUGAUUCACCAUGCCUCCUCCCCCACCUGUGACCUGCCUACCUCUGACGGCCUCGACCUGGAGUCUCUCGACCUCGCUGCCCUCGACAGUUUGGAUUACUUGUUCCCUGAGCCGCCCACGCCACCCACACCGUCCACGCCCCUCCAAAUGCCGCCCCUCAUCGGUCCUCUGGUCUCCCCAAAGGAUGAGAACCUUGGUCUGCUGGAUGGUGUUUCUCUUCUACCAGGGCUGGACAGCCUCCCCUCCUUAAUGGAGCCCGCGCCCUCCCACGCCCCUCUGAACGGCCCAGUGCACCCUCAUGUCUCUGACUUUCCCUCUUGCGAUGACUUCCAGGCUUUAAAUGACUUCUCGAAGGCAACGACGCUGGUGAGGAUGGGAGGAUCGCCCAGCAACCCACCACCACUAGAACUGAUGAGACAUGGGAACGUCCUCUCACCUGGCAGCAUGGACCUCUCCCUGGCCUCGGCCGACCUGCCCACGCUGGAUGUGUCCCUCUCAGCCAUGGAUACCUGCCCACCUUUCAGCAUCGACUUGCCGGCGGACAUGACGUGGGCGGCGCCACGGGGGGAGGAGGUGGGAGGCGGGGGGCUAUUCUCUCAACUGCUGGAAGACGAAGUAGAGGAGCCUCCCAGGGUGGUGAACGUCUACCUUACUGGCCACGACUACACCAACAAGAUCGAGGGCGUUCAUCGACCGCCGAUUUCGCAUUGUCCUCCCCCACGCCCAAUGACCUCUCUGCUGGGUGGCCGUUUGGGGCCCCAGACCAUUCAUCUACAGCCGAGAGAGCCUCCCCCGCCCCGCCCAGACCCACCCCGAGACGAUGAACGGGUGUUCCAGUGCACGUACGCGGGGUGCGGCAAGGUGUACGCCAAGUCUUCACACCUGAAGGCCCACCUGAGGCGCCACACGGGGGAAAAGCCCUUCGUGUGUACGUGGCCAGGAUGCUCUUGGAGGUUCUCACGUUCAGAUGAGUUGGCAAGGCACCGGCGCUCACACUCGGGCGUCAAGCCUUACCGCUGCCAUGUAUGUGACAAGAGGUUCUCCCGCUCUGAUCACCUGGCCAAACACCACAAGGUUCACCGCCGAGAUCGAGUGCUGGCGCUCUACACUCCGGGACUUUCCAACGCUCUGCCCGGCCGCCGACCCCGAGGUCCUCCGCCCGGCCAGCCGCCCAACCAUGCCGCCCAGGGCCGACCACACGCGUCCACCCACACCCAUAUCACCGCCCACCAGCCCUUGCCGCCCGUAGUCCACACAGUAGAAUUCCGCAGUGCCAGGCCAAUACGAGUUUGCCAGUGAGCCUAACAUACACUGACAGACACUUCCUCAUACACCGUACAGUACUACUGUGCAGGUCGUCCUUACCUCACGUGGUGCUUAAGUUUGUUCUGGUAAUACUUAGCAAGUUGCUUGUACAGUUUCUGGUAAUUUGUCAGCUAUUUUUAUAUUCAUAUUACUGUAUUUUCGGUUCACAACUGAAUGGCGACCCACCGGUGUCAACCAGUGAAAGCAGACUGUCUUCUGUCUUCUGAGUUGUGACGUCAUAACUGCCUCAUUCGCAAGUGAAACAACUGAAAGUUUAAAUCAGCUUAAAAUAUAUAUGGCAUUCGACUAAUGUUUAUAAAAUCGUGAAAACCACUCAUGAAACUUGUCUGUAAUUACACUUGUACAUUAUAGUGAAGAAAAUGCAUAAUGGAACAAAUAAAGAGUAAUAAUGAGCCAUAAUAAUGUAUUGUGUACACGGAACAAUGUAAAGUGUAUAAGUGAACAGGAGAGACAUUUAAAUGAUGGUGUCUGCUGUUAGGAACUACAGAUAAGAAUAAGAUAUACAAUUUAAGAAGGAAUCUGCUUACAGGAAAUACAAACGGAAAAACACUUUAUGAAUGGUUAUUAUAGAAGGAAAAUACGCAAAAUGUGUUUAUACUCAGAUCAAAUGGUGAUGAACAAUGUCUGUGACAACAGGAAUUUUGUAGUUUUCAUAUACGAAAACGUGAAAUAAAUCCUCAAAGGCUGGAACGGUGAAUAUUCCUCAAAAGUGAAAAUGCAAGAAUGGCAUAAUGUUACAUUAAUGUAGGCUAUACAGUAACACAAAUUUUGCAAACGUGGUUGUCACAUUUUUUAGGUCAUUUAUUGACAUUAACAAAGGAAACCCCGGCUGGCAUCUACAAUAAACCGGACAUAUUACAGCAUACUUUAUAAUUUCAUACUAGGCUGAGACCGUCCAGCCGGUGGCGGGUGAAUGACCGCAAAUCCCAGCAAAUUAUAAAAAAAGGCUUUGACACUUAUCACUCUGUCAAUGGCUAUAUUGACUCCUUUACCGGCCUAUAUAAACAUCUAUUUAUUUUUGUUUAUUGCCUUUAUAGCAUGUUGAGUGGUGUGUGGCAGGUUUCAAUGUGGGAACUACUGAAGUCACGCCCCAGCACCAAAGACGUAUACGUAGUUGUUUUAUAUUUUAAGGAAAGUACUAACAAUGACGUUGGGAUGAAAACAAGGUUGGAGUAAGCCUUAAGUCAGCCAGGUGCAGUCUUACAUUUUCAAUUCCGAGGAACAUUCACCGUACAAACCCUUGAGAUAUAGUAAUGGAUGCUAGGUCAAACAGGAAUUUAAAGUGGCCUUGUUUUCUAUACAUAACUUUAAGAAUAACUUAUUUUUUAAGUCCAUUGCAUUCCUAUACAAAUUAAAACUUCCAGAAAUUCCCGGACAGUGGUUGUUGGAAGACUAUGGUAGGCUUGUUACUAUUUUUGUACAUAUCCAACAAUACAACUGAGAUUAGCAACUUUGGUAAAAUAAAAAAGUAAUUGUCUUUGUAAAUAUGCUUCAUGUUUAAGUUAAGUUCAAUAUAUAUAUGUGUGUUAUAAUGCAUUAAGGUAUAUUUAGUUUUGAAAACAAAACUUUAGCAGCCGAGGCCAAAGAUUAUCCUAAGUCGUGGCCAAGACCUGCAUUGAAACACUAUGUAAGUUGAAGUACCCGCGAUAAUUGCCCUCGUAUAUUACUACUACAGUAUAAUAAUAAAAAAAAAUAAUUGCUUCUUUCUAUGAAAUUCGCGCAAAUACACUGCCUGUUGGGAAAACUUGUUGCAGUGCCUAGCAAAUGUUCUUGUAUUUGAUAACUUACAUUCUUGUUUUAGUAGUCGAUCCUGAGUAAAUUUUUGUACUGUAUUUAUUUUGAAAAUUCUGUAUCUAUUUUAACUCUCGUUAACUUUCGCACUUAACCGUAACUGAGCCGUUUCUGGCUGCGUUAGUCAGUCCCAGUACGUACUCUUUUCUUUUCCGCUAUAUCAUCCCAAAAUAUAGCUCCCUGACAGUAAUGAUAAUAAUAAUUCACUUCUACAACCCUUUGAUUCGAUUCUCGUAUAAAUCGGAUGAAAUCAGUGCGACUCCUGAACGCAACAAGUUUUCUCCCGGUACUGUUGCACUAGACCCACGAGGAUGGUGGCCAUCCUCGUCAGAGAUAAAUAAAGCUUUCGAUAAAUUGCAAUUGCAUCGGUUUCCAGUUUGCCACUUUCCAGGUGUAUGUCAGUAUGACAUGCAAGUGUAGUUUCAUUAUUUUAACAGGAUAAUUGUCGUCACUCCCUUACACGGUGUCAAAGUCAUGGUUCUGGGAGGUAGACAUCCCGCCACUUCGGUCAUGUUUGUUUCUGCAUCUUGUGAUAAAUUAUCAUUCAUCUAUCAUGUUGUCAGCACUUACAUAAUGACCCAAUACUCAUUAAAUACUGAACAGUAUGAUCUAUGGCUGCAAUGUUUCCACUGUUGUCAUGUGUAAAUCACAUUAUCGUCCGUGCUGUACACGUGUUGUCAUGAUCAUCUUCGCUGCUUGGCCUAGGUCGGCCAGUCGACCCAGUUAUAAUACCGAUCAUGUGUGUCGAGGAACAAACAUAACAGCAUCACAAUGUAUAACUUUCAUUAUACUGUAUGUAUUUUAUGAUUGUCGGGUUUUUAACAUUUCCGGUUUUAUAAGUUUUAAUUAUUAUUUGCAAUGAAGUAAAAUUUACACUACAGGCAUUAUACACACACACACACACACACACACACAUAUAUAUAUAUAUAUAUAUAUAUAUAUAUAUAUAUAUAUAUAUAUAUAUAUAUAUAUAUAUAUAUAUAUAUAUAUAUAUAUAUAUAUAUAUAUAUAUAUAUAUAUAUAUAUAUAUAUAGUGUUCUUACAAGUCAACCAAUCCCUAUUGCAUCUCAGUAAAUAUAAAAUGAUUGAUUAACAUAUCUUAUAUGAAUUAAUGCUGGAAUAAAUGAUUUUGCUUCAACACAUGAAAACUUUUUUUUCUGUUUUUAUUAAUUCAUGAUGCCCCGGGGCAGUAAUUACUUCUUGAGCUUUGGAUGUAAACUGGUCUCCAAUUGUCAAAUACUCACAACAGACAGGAACAAUAUGCGUCUAUCUCAAAUUUUAUUUUCUUUCCCACUCGUCAUGUUUUGGCUGUGUCUCGUCCCUUAAUGGUUACUUAAUGAGCCAACAAGAAGCAAUCAUUUUACGAAUGGAUACAUGCUGUUUAUGUACACUGCAGUACUGUAUAUGACAACUUGGGACCAGUUUCGUUUGUAUGCUAAACAUGUUAAUUAAGUAAGCAAACUCUUCAGAGUUAAUUGAACAAUUAAGUUCUUUCUUUUAAGUUGAUCUUUACUGUUGUUUAAGAUUUAGGUAUUAGUUGUUAAGUUUCUGUUGUGGACCAAACAGACAGAGCUGGUUAAAGAUCUGAUGUGAUUUACUUUGAAAACUCAGGGAGCUGGGUACUCAUCCUCCUAAUGUAAAGUUUUUCUUUGUUUAAACUAAUAUGGUGUCACUGUAAACAGACGAAUAAUUGUCAAUGAUGUGUUAAUGAUGUGUAAUACGUAAAUUGUUAAUGACAAGUGUGUAUAAACAUGUAGCGGGUGAUCACAAUGCGAGGGUGGUACCGUUGCAUGACUGUGGCAGUGCGUUUAUUUUUAUGUAUUCUAACAUUUAUAAGAUGAAAACUUUAGAAUAAGUACUUAAUUAUAUUUAGUACAACUUAAAAUCAUGCUGCGUUUGAAUUAAGGUGUGGGCCGAGUGCUCAAGUGUGAGUGAAUCUUACACGGAGACAGUGUGGCAACUUGCUCAAGUAAAGUUUGCAGUUAAUCUUUAUUCCAAACUUCUGUUUGCUUAUGAGGAUUUUUGGCUUUUGUAUUAAGAGUUGGUAGAGUCUGGGCCAAGAUUCUCAAAGAUUCAUUUGGUAAUUACCGGUACUUUCCCCCUAAGUAAAGAUGUGACAUAUUACCGACUCACUUUAAGUUAUGACCCAAACAUUACAGCUGGUAUGAUGGCAAAAUUUGCCUCUUUAUUUUGUAUAUUUUCCCUUCCUUGUAGACUAUAAAAUUUUUACCUAAAAAUCUUUGAGAAUUAGGAACCGCUCAUAUAGGUUAAAACUAGAACUAGUUUUCCCUCUAGCAUUAGCCUAACAGUGUUUCAUUCCAUGUGCUCAAAAUAUUAUUGGUAUUCUGUUCAAAUCCCUUUUCCAAAUCGUUUUUUUCUUAAGAAAAUCUUCCAAGUGCAAUUAAAAAAUGUUUUCUGCAUAAUACAUAAUGAAUAUAUUUUCUUAUUUUACGUUCCCCUGAAAUUAAAAAGAAUAUUAUAUCACAUUCUCCAUUAAAUAUCCAAUGACAAAAAAAAAAAAAAAAUCACAAUUAGUUAAGCAUGUUGUGUUGUAAGUUCUGUGACCGUCAAGUUUUUAAAAAUUGUUUCUUGUAUUUUUUACCCAAGUCUCCAUACAAACACAUUCCCGAGAGGUAAAUUGUAUCAGUAAAUGUAAAAACUUCUGGUAACAAAUAUGUGAUAGACCUGUACAUAGUUUGUGAGAAUAAAUGCUGCAACCUUGA
Messenger RNA from Homarus americanus (American lobster), 7061 nucleotides. RefSeq names its product early growth response protein 4-like. Gene Ontology annotation, molecular function: RNA polymerase II cis-regulatory region sequence-specific DNA binding; DNA-binding transcription factor activity, RNA polymerase II-specific. Gene Ontology annotation, biological process: regulation of transcription by RNA polymerase II. Lineage: Eukaryota; Metazoa; Arthropoda; Malacostraca; Decapoda; Nephropidae. The record is from RefSeq and is a predicted model, not a curated record. Bases 1039 to 2520 code for a protein of 493 amino acids. The transcript has 4 exons.